Molecule: messenger RNA, 1048 nt
Organism: Lactuca saligna
Lineage: Eukaryota; Viridiplantae; Streptophyta; Magnoliopsida; Asterales; Asteraceae
Source: the annotation of a GenBank genome assembly
CUCUCUCAUAUGUCACCUUGCCUAGUAGUGACAAAACUCCAUUGCAUAAAUCUCUUCACAUUCAUCACCUUCCUCAUUACUUCACCUCUUCCUUUCUUAAUUCUUCUCAACUACACACAUUAUCAGAAGAAAUUGAUCAUUCUAUGAAUAAACAAUGGGGAGAGUAAAACUACAGAUCAAGAAAAUAGAAAAUUCAACAAAUAGGCAAGUUACUUUCUCAAAAAGAAGAAAUGGGUUGAUUAAGAAAGCUUAUGAGCUAUCUGUUCUAUGUGAUGUGGAUGUUGCUCUCAUCAUGUUUUCUCCCUCCGGAAGAGCUAGCAUUUUCUCUGGAAGUAAAAGUAUCGAAGAAAUUAUGGCCCGAUACAUAAAUCUUCCCGAUCAUGAAAGAGGAAGGUUGCAGAACCAAGAGUACCUGGAAAAGGCUUUAGGAAAGUUGAGAAGAGAAGCACAAGAUCACCGUAUUCAAAACCAAGCCAGAAGUAGCCUAUCAAAUGCAGACUCACAAUUUGAGGGAAUUCAAAAAGAAAUCAUCCGAUGCAAGUCCCAAAUGAUAGAAAUGGAAAAGCGUCUCAGGAUGUUUGAAGGGGAUCCUUCUGAAAUUACAGCGUUGUGUGAAGCUGAGUAUCGAGAACAAGUUCUUCAGGAGACUCUGAAACGUGUCCGUCUUCGCAAGCAAGUUCUAGCUGAAAAAUAUAACUCUGCAGAUGCAGAAUCUACUACACAGGGCAUAAACAUUAAUAACAUGGUUACUACAAACACAAUCAACAUGUUUGACUGGCUUCCACCUAGAGAACCUCAAGUGCAAAUCAUGAAUUUUAUGAACUUCAAUGGGAUUCAUCCUCAUAGACAAAAUGAGAAUGCAAACCGAGCUAAUGUGAUUGAGAAUGAUACCAAUGUGAAUGUUCAACGAUCUGAGUUUGGACAGGUUAUUGAUAUGAAUUUAUCUCCAUGGACACAAUUCUAUCCCUCUGGAAGUGGACCUAUGAUGAUGACACAACCUGGAGAACGGUCAUUCAAUGAAAAUUUCCUCCCGCAAUUUUCUCCAUGA